GCGUGGGCGAGCGAGGGGCGGCACGCAGGGCCAGAGAGAGAGAGAGGGACAGAGGGAGGAGGGAGGGAAGGGAGCAAGGAAGGCAGGCACGGCCGCGCUUGGGCCGCGCUCCGAGGCCAGGCGAAGAAGAUGCCGAGGCGCCCCCGCGGUUGCCGCUCCUGCUGCUGCUGCUGCCGCCGAAGCUGCUGCCGCCCCCACGGUGCUCCGGGCCUGCGCGGGCCAUGUGGCUGCGCCGACGGGUCCCGCUAACCGCGGCAUGGGAAGCGGGAAGCUCUGUCAAAGAUGCACUGGACACCAGAGCAUGCUCAGCCCCUGAAUCAGUGGCCGGAGCAGCAUCUUGAUGUCUCCUCCACCACCUCCUCGCCUGCUCACAAAUCUGACCUCUACCACAGCAGCCGGCAGCGCUUCAACUAUGCCUGGGCCAAUGAUGACAUCUCAGCCCUGACGGCCUCCAACCUACUGAAGCGCUAUGCGGAGAAGUACUCUGGCGUAUUGGACUCCCCUUAUGACAGACCAUCGGCAAUCAACACCUAUGGGGAUGGUGCUUUUGGGCCCCUCAAUGGUCAGAAGGGGGAGAUGGAGCCUUGGCCAAUGGCACAUAGUUCAGAAGGGGCAUACCCUCUGACCCCAAUGCAUGAUGGAUUGUCCAGCUCCAAGGGGAUUGUCCCCCCUGCUGUCACCCCAGGAAACAGUCUUGGUACCUCCCCUGUGGUCUCCAGUAAUCUCUCUGACUCAGUUUAUCCCGGUAACACUUGUGGGGGGGCCACUGCUUCUGGCGGCCUUGGGCCACCUCAGGAGUACUCUUCCAGCUACAGUGGAGGCUACUUGUCAUCAGGAUACUGCAGCCAACCUGCCUCGGCGCUUCCUCCUCCUCCACACCCAUCUGCCUUGCACAGCUCAGGCCUCCUACAGCCCAGCCACCCCACGACCGCGCUUGUCCCGGGCUACAGCCCCUCAGGAGCUAUGUACAACUAUGCCACAGGUAGCUACCCACCUCAGCCUGGCUAUGGUACUAUCCACUCUCCUCACCCGUCAGCCUCUUACUUGCCCUCAGGUAUUGCUGCCCCCACCCCAAUCCCUCCUUCUUCUCGCCCCCCUAUGGUCCCUGGAUACAGCUACCAGAGCCCCCUCCCGGUGCCACCUCUCAGUGGGGAGUCGGGGAACUCUCUGAAAAGAAAGGCCUUUGACAUCACCGGUGAUGAAGAUGAUAGCGAAAGCCGGUAUCGCAAAUACAGCUAUGAGCAACCAAAGUCCCCAUAUCAGAUGUCCGACAGUGGCGAAUGUAGAGGGAAUGGAUUCAAUCGCAGCUCUGAGGUGCCUUUCAAAGGUGGGAAAAGGUCUGUGGGAGUGGCGGCGACAGCCGUGGCUUCAGAGGAGCCAGUUGAAAAAUACAACAGCCAGCCCAUGAAAGGACUCCUCUCGCCAGCCUACAAUGUGGGUGAAGCCCCACUGAGGCCAAGUGAGAGCUUUGAGAAGUUCACUCCUCCCGCUGCAAAUGGUGACCGCGAGGGAGAGUCCUUUGGUCUCCGAAUGCAGCCCAAAGCGCCCACGUUUAGUAGUGACAGCAGCAGCCAGACAAUAGAAGAACAACUGAAAACAGUGGACCCUUUCAUCCUGGAACUAGUGAACAACAAGAUAAUUGACUGUGGCCCUCCAGUGCAGUGGACAGACAUUGCCGGACAGGUUUCUGUCAAGGCUGCCAUAGAGGAAGAGCUAGUGUGGCCCAUCCUGAGGCCAGGUGCUUACACCGGGGUGAGCCGACCACCCAAAACCAUCCUUCUGUUUGGACCUCGUGGUGUGGGGAAGACCCUGUUGAGCAGGUGUAUUUCUACACAGCUGGGAUCCACCUUGCUGAAGCUCAGUGGCACAGCCUUGGUCUCCAAGUGGAAGGCUGAAGCUGAGAAGAUCCUCCAAACAACCUUCUUUGUCUCCAAUUGUCGUCAGCCUGCCGUCGUUCUCCUCACUGAUGUGGAGUCUGUCCUGGAAGACUCAGCCAUCCUGAAGUCCCAGCUCCUCUCCUACAUGGAUAAUCUUGCUACCUCAGGUGAGCAGAACGUGGUUGUGAUAGCAACCACCACCAGGCCUGGCAACCUGGACGAAGCCACGCAAAGAAGGUUUGCCAAGCGCUUCUACAUCUCCCCGCCAGACACCAUUGCCAGGCGGCAGAUCCUGCACCAUGCCUUAGCCCAGCAAAACUACUGCCUCAGCGAGAGGGAAAUGGCCUCCAUUGUGCAACUCACUGAAAGCUACUCUGGCAGUGAGCUCCUCCAACUUUGUCAACAAGCAGGGGCCAAUAAGCUACAUGGCUUGCCGGGCCAGCUUCAGCCCACCUCGUACAAAGAUUUUGAAAGCGUUUUCUGCAAGAUCCACCCUGCUGUCUCUCAGAAAGAGCUGGAUUUGUACAUUGAAUGGGAUAAAAUGUACGGGUCAAGGCAUUAGUGGAGAGUGUCCAGUCUCACCUGUUAGAUCAUCCAGGGCCUCUUUGAGUGGGAGCUUGGGUUUCUGCGUCGGGAGACCUUGUCCUAUUUUAUUGCUCUCAGUGCUCCCAUUUCUGUGGGGCAGAAUGCCUGUCUGCCUAUGGGAACAUGGGACGGGUGAGGAGUCCUUCUAGUCUCUUAGAAAGUCAAACCUCCUGGAUGCAAGAACUUCCCUAGAUUGAUUUGCAUACAUUUGGUUUGGGUUUGUUUUUUAAAAAAUGUCUGAAAGUUUGACUGUGUGGUGGUUGUUGGGUCUCUAUGUUAAUGAAAAAGUAGUUGCUCAAUGAACUCAGGAUAAUCUAUUUAUUAUUAAGCUGUUUCCCCUAGACGUCCCCUUCCCAUAACAGCAUUAUAACGUGUUCAGACAGGUCUCCCUUUUUUUCCAUAGCGCACUUCCUGGCUAUUUCUGUUUGGUCACAUGGGCAUUGCACUCGGAAUCAUUUCAGUGCAUUAUAUCAUAAUUCAGGUGUGUUUCCAGGGAGAUACCCCUGAUGUCCUUUAGAGCCUUCAGGAGUAUAAUUUCUGAGGCUGAUGGCAUCUGUGGGUUUUAAGGGAAGGGGGUUUGGGUUUGUUUUUUUAAAAGUGUAGAUUGUUGAAUAAACUAGCCUCCUUUUUAUUUUUGUAAAGUAUGUAGUAGUGGUUUUUUUUUCUUUUUUAACGACUCAGGAAAAGUAAUUUACCUCAAACCAAGAAGAAUGUUUUUUUUUAAACUCAAGGAAAAUUGUAAAAAAUGUUCAGGAGGGAUUACAGAUGUGCUUUUAAUGGCCCGUUUGAUUCCCACAUUAAAGCAAAAGCAAGAGAGGAAAAAUAAAAGCAAAAAUAAACUUGAAGUUGUUACAAAGAUGAAAGUUGAAUGUAUUUCAGGGGCGUUUCACAAUAUAUUAUGCCAUAACUUUAUUCUUUUUUUUUGUUUUGUUUAAAGAAAGCAUUUUUACCAUAGCGUUUUUGUGGAGUAAUGUGUCUUCAAAGAUUAAGAAGUAUUAGUGCUGUAGUUUUAAAGCCAUGGCUAGUACCACUUUUUGAAGGAAUUGUUCAAUGACAUUUUCAAAUUUCAGUUUGCCAACUCAUUUCUCAUUUUGUUAUGGUCUUAUGGACUGGGACUUCUAAAUGCAUUAUUGCAGUGAGCCUUCAGGAAGCCAAGAAAAAAGUUCUAGCUGAAGCUUCCAAAAUUAUAAUUGCAACAAAACCAGAUAUUUACAGAAAAUGAGCCACAACCUUGUGGUCCGGAAGCAGUGUCAUUUCCUGAUAUAUCCAAAGUAUGAUAGCCUCACGGUAAUCAUUUGGGGAUCGUUUUGGUCUUCAGGCUUGACUUGAUGGUAUGGCCUGAAUAGCUCUAAUCUGAAAUACUUGGGAUCUGAAGUGCUUUGUAUUUCAGAUUUUUCAGUUUUUGGAAUACAAAUAUCCUAAUACAUACUGUAUUGCUAAGGUGGGAGAGGAAGAAAGGCUGAAGAGGCUUGGAUUCACUCUGAACAUUGUGUUUAAAUUUCUGCUGUUUCACAGAUCUUUAUUCUCUUUCCAGCCUGGUAUCUUAUACACAACACAAGCAGCAAAGAAAUGGGGUACAUCUAUGAAAUGGUGGUGAUCCUAGAAUAGUAUUCAGUGUGAACCCAGACUUCCCACCAUUUCACAGGUUCUCACAACUUUUGCAUGUCAUUCAAUCACUGCUUUUCUAUGUGAUAUGAGGCUCAGCAGAGACUUUAGUUGGGAAAGAAUGAUAUUCUGCUUCAGUCUGUAGGUGGUGUGUAGCUGGCUUACAACAGGCAAAGUAAACUGCAUCUGCCUCCAGAACAUCAUACUGAGCCCUGGAUGCAUUUUGGAAGAAACUUUUGAGUUGUCUCUAGAACUUUGAACCUAGGGCAUUUUCCUUGUGGAUGUUUCAUUUCAUAUGUGUAUAUUGUUAGUUUUGGAUAUAAAGCAUGCUGAAACUUAUUGACCUGACCUUUUUUGAGGUGCAGAAACCUGUCCCUAAUCUUUCCGUGACAUUUCUAUUUGUGCUACUAAAUUUUAUGCAACACAGAACCCAUCCGCUUCAUUAAAUGAGGUCUAUCUAUACUUUAUAUUGAUAAUGAUAAGACUUUUGGUAGAAUACAGGACUAACCACUCAUUAUGCACUAUAAAACUUUCAGAUCAAUGUUAGCAUGUAUUCUUCUUGGACCAACUCAAAGAUCACAAAUAACGUGUUAUGUUUAAAGAUCUCCAGAUCUCUUGACACCAGGUAACAUGUUGCAAAAAGAGAUUGUUGUAUUAUACAAAAAAACCCUGCUUUGUGUGCAUAAAUAAGUUUUCCUGUCCAGAAAAGGCACUUUUUGCCCAGAUGUAUGGUGUAGAAAAUGUACUUUCUGGUCAGAAAUAGAGACUUUUUGUGUAGUACAUUUCUGUGCAGAAUCCUUCUUGAAAUACAUAGAAUCUCACAGUAAAGUCAUGCUGCCUGUAUUCUUCUUAACUUCAAAUGCCUUUGCUUGUAACAGACUAAGGUUUGCUUGCCAAGGCUUGGCCCCUUUUGUGAACUUUAGAUUUUGUCCACAAAAUAAUCAUUUGAAUGCAGUGCGCUCCCCCAAACAGUGUCUUUGAUAUGACACGUCUCUCCUACCAAGUAUUACUUCUGUCCCCCAUCCAAACCAAAGACUUCUUGGGAGCCCAUGCUGAGUAAGGCUGCCACUUGAAUAUUUGCCACAGUGAGAUUGCGUGCAGACACAUUGUGGAGAUGUAUGUUAUCUCACUAUACCUGUGGCUAGGGAACCUUAAGAACGAUCGUCUCUUCAGUGUCCUAGAAGGCAGUAAAAGGCCUUUACAGAUCACCUGAUAACAAUUGUGCACUUUUGUUUUGUGGUUAGUUUAGUCUGAUUUCUCUUGCGAAUCCAAAGAACUAGUUUGCCAGGAUGUUUUGCUUCCUAAGCAGUUCUUCACUAGCAUUUUGUAUCGGUGAAUCAUUGCCUGGCAGUGAUUAUCCCUAAACUACAAGGUAACAAAAGUUUAGUUGUCUCAAAUGCUUGGGAAAAGAUGUUGAUGUUGUUGACUUGAGAACCUGUAUGUCGUGUUUUCUGGAACCUGCAGAACGAUUCUACUCUACAGGUCCUUCUUCUUUGAUUAUUGCAUUUUUGAGACCAAAAAUUUCUUUCUCUCUCAGGGAGGGUGAGUGCAUAUGUUGUAUGACAGAGAGAGGUGCAGAUACUUUCCUUCUGUAGCGACAGAUGCCCACCUCUCUCAUGUCUUCCUGAAAACGUAACAUGCCUAUGCUGCUAUACAAAGGAAAGGGGCUGGUCCAUGGCUAAAGUUGGUGCAAUGGGUUAAACCUUUAUGCCGGCAGGACUGCUAACCUGAAGGUUGGGUUGCUGACCUGAAGGUUGCCGGUUCGAAUCCAGGGAGAACGCAGAUGAGCCCACUCUGUCAGCCCCAGCUCCCCAUGCGGGGACAUGAGAGAAGCCUCCCACAAGGAUGGUAAAAACAUCAAAGCAUCCGGGCGUCCCUGGGCAUCGUCCUUGCUGAUGGCCAAUUCUCUCACACCAGAAGUGACUUGCAGUUUCUCAAGUCACUCCUGACAUGAAAAAAAUGGCUAAAGAGAAUAUCUUGGAUCAGCUGGACACAGGACCUGAUAAGAUGGCAUUGCAGUACUAUAGGGGUAGCCUAUCUCAGCUACUGGCUGUAAAGCAACAGGCUAACAAUUGCUUUUGAAUUUGGCAUUGUUUGGUAAAUUCUCAUAUAAGUCGUCAAUAAACCAAAGCACUUAAUACCAAAAAGAGAGGGGGUGUUCAUGAGAGCAGGAGAGGCUGGGAUAGGAGACAUGUCCUGGCUAAGCCGUGGAUUGAAUGGAUGGUUUCUUUGCGAGUGAUAUUCCCGCAUCUUCACUUAAGAUAAUGGGAAUGACUUGCCUCACCCAGGUGCCAUGGAGCUCUAAUAGGAUCAGGCACUUUUUAUAUUGAAGUACUUUGCAUUUAUUAAUAUAAAAAGUCACAGAUUGGAACUAAUCAAAAAUCAAAUCUUUUUGUUGUUAAAAAGGUGUUGACUGUCCAUUCACAAGUGUGGUGUUCUCUCUUUGUGUGUCAUCCAUUGUAGCCCAUAGCCAAAGAGCAUGAACAAGUAUUAUUUUUGUGGGAAUUCGAUAUCAUAUUGCAGGAUGUAUCUGUAGUGUUUGCUUGGCUAUUUCAUAAAUUGUGUGCCAUUACAGGUUCUUUCUUACAUUCUACAAGGAUAGAAGCAGUUUAGUAUCAAGCCCCAUGGACAUCUUAUGUGAGGAAGAAAUACCAAGCUGACAUUUUUGCCCAUAUCAGCUGGGAAGGGGAUUGAUUUGGAGGAGAUGACCAGCAGGAAGAGAAAAGUUCAGACAUCCUUUACUACUACCUGAUUUAUUUUGCCACUUUCGCCUGCUUUCCAUAAGGUGAGAGGAAAGGCCCACAUAACUACUUGGCUUUUUAGGUAUAGGCCUGAAAAGGUGACAUAUGAACUGCUCCACAGUAAUUAGUAUGGAACAAGCCUACAUCUAUGAAUUCUCCCCACAUUCCCAUAAUAGCUGUGAAGAUUGCUGUUGUGACUCAUUUGGCAUUGUGGGUUUCGGACAAUCAAAAAUAGCAUUCUGUCUGGCUAGAAUUGAUAGCUGUCAGUGUUGACAGUUAAUUGCCAUCUUUGACUGUCCUCCCCAUAAGUGAGCACACACUAUUUUCAACUUUAAAAUCAUCCACAGGCUAAAUAGAUAUUGUAAAUGUUUGGAUUUCUCACCAAGGCAGUUCAGUUUCAUUUGGUAGCACUUUUAAUUUGGAAAUUAAUGAAACCUUGCCAUCAUCCACCUAUAAUAGCACUGUUGCAGUUUUUUGUUGGCAUCCAUUUAUACCUUCUUUUGAUUCAGUGGGAAAGUAUGGUCUCUGUUACAUGCCUACUUGUAGUUAUAUUUUAUUCCAGUGUUUCUCAAACUCUUUUCUUCCAGAUGUUUUGGACUUCAGCUCCCAGAAAUCCCAGCCAUCUGACUAGCUGUUAGGAAUCGUGAGAGCUGAAGUCCAAAACAUCUGAGGAGAGAAUUUAAGAAACUCUGUUUUACUCAUUUCAAUCCAUUGGCUUUUUUUCCCCUGUGGCAUAGGGGAUUGUUAUUUCAGAUUGUUGUCUCGAGACAUUUAAUCCCCAAGCCUACUUUCUUUUAUGCUGGUGAUUUAUGAAUACAGUCUGAUAUCCCAUCUUGCAAUUACAGACUUGUAAACUAGAUUCACGUAUCUGUAAGUGCUCAGUACUCAGACAUAGUCUUACUGUCCUCUUUGCCCCCAUUAACAGCCAGGUCAGAUAAAGGAAGUAUGUUCAGUUGGAAAUUGGGGGACAAGAAAGAUGAUGUUUCAACCCCUUCUGCCCAUUGAGUGAAACGAUGACAAUCAGAAGCAGGAUCCCUUUCUCUGUUUCUUGUUGCAGGCUUGCUUACUGGCAAAAGGGAGUGGAAAUGCCAUCCUUGCACCCUGAUUGGCAGCUGAACAAACCUCUUUCACCCAAUCUGCCUGCUGGCUAUUAUAGUGGGAUUAGGGAUUAAGAUAGAAAAUGAUACUUAGUCACAUAUACAUAACUAAGUACAGUACCUGAUGUAGAACAUGGGUGUAUGUUAUUACUUUUUCAUGUUGAGCAAGACUUUGCCAAUGAUUGUAGUGCAAAACCUCAGGGUGGGAUAUAAGUGCUUCCUUCUACUUGUCCUCAUAUUCUCUCCCCUACCACCACUGAUCACUUCUCCAGGCUGUUUUCCUACAUCCCAAACCAAGACCUAUUCCCUGCCUUCCCAUAGAAGGGAGAGCGGAAGUGUGUUUCAUCUCAGUACACUUAGUGGUGUUUCACAGUGACCAAAUUCACCCUCAGCCAUCCAGAAGCCUUCCCUAUGCUCCUCUCUGGCUAUUUCCUUUGUCUCCCUUUAAUACACUAAUGAAGCCUGGUAACCCACUUAUUAACUAUUCCUUUUUUUCCCCUCCCACUUCAGGGCACAUAGUGUAAGGAGAGCCAUGGCUGCAUCUCCCAUAGCCUCAUUCCAUAUAUGUAUAUUUUAAAGCCUUUGUGUUGGGGAAAACCUGGGAAGCUCCACUGGAUCAAAAUGAUUCAGGCCUUUCCUUUUCCCCACAUUAAAAUGUACAAGAGUCUAUCUCGCUCUGAUUUUCUUCUUCCCUUUUUCGAUAUGACAUCAGAUUUCAGUAGAAACUACUGUUGUGCAGACUGAAAUUAAACAAGCACUUGGCUAAGGCAUGACUAACAACCACAAAUAAAGCAAUUUUCAUUCCAUAUGCAACUAUUUCUUCACUCUCAAGCACAGGUGAUGUAGCUAAAAUAACAACAGGAAUUACACACAACCAGUCUGAAAAUUGAAUAGUUGAUCCAUACACUUUGCUCCAAAGUGUUACUGUGGGAGCAGAAUGCUGACUUCUUAUGGUAGGAGUGAUCAUGUUUUAGUCCCUAAUAAGAAAUCCAUCCAUUUCUCUCCAUUCACAACCAAUGCAGUUUAAUCCUUUCUCAUUUGCAAUGCCAAAUAUGUGGUACAGCUUCCUAAAAAUGACAGUGUUUGUUACAAAAGCAAAUUUUGGUCUUCAUGGUUAUGUCUAGCUGUGCUUGCCUAGCAUAUAAUUUCUGAGCAAUAAUUCUGAUAACAAUUAAACAUCCCUUGCCUAUAAUCAAUAGAUACACUAUCUACCCACAAAUUGUAAAAUGUAUAUUUUUAAACAAAAAACAAAUAUUACAUCUACACAAGGAUGUUGAGGUUUGAAAUAGUGGAGAAUAAUUGGUUUUGAGCACUGAAUUAAACUGUAGAUUGCACAGGAUGUAUUUUAUGUACAUAUAUGUCGCUUGAAAAACAGAUUUCCUGUAAAAGUAAGACAUCUAUUAGAAGUGAAAUACAAGAGAGUGAAUCUGUCCUGCCCGACAAGCUUGGCUGCUUUACCAAAGAUAUUUCGACUUUCUGGUUUGCUGAUCAUGCCAUGUGAAGCUUUUUGUUUGUAUUGCUGCUUCCCUUUAGAUAAAUUCUAGGAUGUCAGUUCUGUGAGAAAGAAGCAGUGAUGGCCUUGAUACUACACAUAACUGAUGGGGUAACUAAAUGACUUUUUUGUGUGCUCAUAUGAUGACUCCAAAGUACCAGGAAGUCCAUUGUAGGAGAGUUAAUGUGGCUCACAGCAUUUGUUCCCACUGGUGAAAAGUGAGAUCAGUGGAGGAAGCUGGCUCAUAUUUGGGGGGCUUUGAAUGCAAUUUCCUGCUUCUCGGCAGGGUGUUGGACUGGAUGGCCCACGAGGUCUCUUCCAACUCUAUGAUUCUGUGAUCAGUGGUUGCUGAUUGGCUCUCUGCUCCCCCUUUUAAACAAACCAUAGCUCUUUUGUUCUUCUGCCUCUUAAAAAGCCUGGGAAAAGAAAGUGUGUGUAAAGCUAGGUUCUACAGGAGUGUAAAGGGGAGACACAAUUGGCCUGGGCUGCACUGCUGACAUCAACAGGAAUGUGAGGUUCUUGUUAUUCGUUUGUAGGGACUAUUAAGCAGAGAAGGGGGGUGGGUUUUUGGAAAGAAACGUCAAUUUGAGAUGUGGUGCGAAACAUAGAAUUUAUUGUGGUGAUGAUGGACCUGAAGGAAAAUUUUUAGGAUGAGAGUGGUAAGCAAGAGUAGAUUUCAAGCAUCUGAUCUUAGACAACUGGCAUUUAUGUCAACAUUGUUUGGCAUUCUACUCCAGAAUAGGAGUGUUAUGGCAGCUCAUUUUUAUGUAGUCUAGCUCAGCGGUUCCCAAACCUUUUUGGCCAUGGAAACUUUCAGAAGACUUUUUCCCUUUCUAGAACCCUAAAUCUGUCCUUGAUUUUCCUUUGGAACCCUAUCAGUGUCCCUGUGCACUAUGAACCUGCAAUUUUUCUUCUUCUUUCCUCUACUCCUGUUGCUUGGGUAUUUUGUAUAAUGUAGGUUUGGAAAUAAAGAGAUUCAGAUUUCGUUUUUAAAGCAGAGGUACACUGAAUUUCAAUAAGAUCUUCAAACUCUGGCAAUUUUUUCACUGAACUCCUGUGAUGCUUUCAUGGAACCCUAGGGUGCUGUGGAACACAGUUUGGGAACUGCUAAUCUAGUACUCUUCUUUAUAGUAGUGACCAGCUAAAUUCCCCCACAGGUAGUUUGCAAGCAGAGCAUGAUAGCAACAAAACAUCCUUGAUUGUCAUCAGCAAACUAACAUUCAGACAUAAACUGUCUCCAGACAUAAAGGCACUAGUUCAGUGGUGUUUUGGCCUUCAACUGCCAAAACACCCAGAAAUCCUAACAGCUGGUAAACUGGCUGAGAUUUCUGGGAGUUGUAGGCCAAAACACCUGGGGACCCACAGGUUGAGAACCACUGCACUAGUUAGUUGGAAAGGGCAGGUUUCCAUUAACAAACUUAGAGCUUAAAAAUUUACAUUUUCGGACUGUUGCUCCCAGAACUGUGAAAUGAUUCACAGGCCCCACUGUCUUUGAAAAGCUGUGGAAGUCUUCUACCAAGGAAAAAGUUGUGUGUGAUUUCCAUAGCAUUUUAUGUGUGUGCUUUCUGCUUGCUGACUUACGUUUGGAUUUAAAUGUAUGUAUGUCUUGCAUUCAUUUGCUCUGGACAUUGAAUUUACUGAACAUUAGCUUUUCAAAAUAAGGUUUUCCCUGCCUCCUAUUAGUUUGCUUGUCUCUUUCUUCUCUUCCUUUCUCUCUUCCUUUCCUUCCCAUGUAACGGAAAUAGCCCUUUCAAACAUGCACUCUCCAUAGUUUAAAACACAUCCCACAUGCCCAAGACAUUCUCUGUGAGGUUUCUGUGUGCAGGAGGCUUCCAACCCGGAGGAGCAGUUCCUGGGUAGUACAGAAGGAUGUUCUCGCUUGAUUUCUCUCCCCCUGCAGUCUGUUGUGUCCAAUGAAAAUUUGCGGUAUAGAUUUGGGAGCAUUUCUGGAAUUGUAAGGGAGGGGAUAUUGCGAGAUUGGGCACUCAACAAGACUCACUUUUGGCAUAGAACUCUACUGGGGCAUAAAAGAGGGCAACCAAAGAUUGAAUUCAGCCCAGAGAUUUGUGGCACUGUUACUGUAACUUCAUUCCCAAAGGCUUCCUUGAGUCCCAGUCUUAGGGGAAAGGAGAAAUAUAAAUCAGGAGGAGGAGAAGGAGGCACAUUUAGCUAAUAGUGAUCAAUUGUUUUAACAAUUUUAAUCUUGAUUUCUUUUCUUGCUGAAAGUUGAAGGUUGUCAAAUUGCUCUAGAUAUCGUGGACUUCUGUCUCCAGAAGACUUUACUAUUGGCUGUUUUGGCUAUGGCUUUGGGGAGGUGCAGUUCAAAAUAUCUGGGAAACCAAAGUCUAAGAACUAUUAGACCAGUGGUUCUCAACUUGUGGGUCCACAGGUGUUUUGGCCUAUAACUCCCAGAAAUCCCAGCCAGUUUACCAGCUGUUAGGAUUCCUGGGAUUUGAAGGCUAUAACAUCUGGUGACCCACAGUUUGAGAACCACUGAUCUAGAGGAACUCUGAGAUUAUUUCACCUUUAAAAAUCUUCCUGGCCAUGGGCAGCUGCAAAAGCAUCUUAUUUGCGACCCAAGUUGCUUGAAUCUAUUCAAUACAGCAGUGUGUUCAACAGCACAAGGCAGACUUUUGUGAUCUCACAUUAUGAAACAUGGCCCCAGAAUACUUUACAACAAAUAAAGCUUCCGCAUGAGACACGUAAAUGAUAAAAGAAAGACGUGAAAACAACAACACCAAGUAAAGCUGAUGCUAGUAAUUCAGAGAUAAGGUGUUUGCCUGUAGUCAUCUACACACAACUCUUGUCAUCAGAUCUGCGAGCAUUAAGAUCUCCUGAUCCUGUAUGAUUUUGGAACCUCAGCAGGGCCUGCCCUAGUUAGUAUUUGGAUAGGAGAUCAUCAACAAAUGCUGUAGGGUAUAUUGUAGAGGAAGGAAGUGGUAAAAUAAUCUGAGUGUUCCUUGCCUAUGAAAUUCAUGUAGACAGCACACACAAGAUACCCAGGAAUAAUAAAAUGCUGAUAAAAUUUAUUCUGUUGGUUAGAUAAAAGGAAAUUGUUGUCAUUGAGCAGAGCUUUUUUUCCAGUGCUUGGGGAAAAUUGCUUUAUUUGAAGGCUGCAACUCCCCCCAGCAAGCAUAGCCACUGGUCUCUGGGAGAUUCUUGGGAGUUGCAUCCCCCAAACACUACUUUUCCAAGCUCUGGCUUCACUCUGGUGCUUUCAGUACACAUUCCUCUCAUAGAUAUCAAAGAUAUAUAUAGUUCACCUCAGGAAAAUUAUCUUCUCUUUUACGUUUGCUUUCCUCCAAAAAGUGGUACUGGAAUUUUGAAGACUUUGUUGUUGUUGUUUUUUAAAAAAAUCAUGUUUGACUUUGUACAUCCUCUGUAACCAUUUCUACCUCAUUUUGCAACAUAUUGUACAUGAAAGUAUUUAAUUCAUGUCUUAUUAAUGUCUGAAAAAAAAUGCGUUUAAACUGUAAUGGUCUACCUCAGAAAAUACUGUAUUUUAAAAAAGAAAAAGUAUUUCACAGUAUUAAAGAGAUUGCAAGGAAUCAAAA
Anolis carolinensis (green anole) is the source of this 12951-nucleotide messenger RNA. RefSeq names its product fidgetin like 2 (gene fignl2). Gene Ontology annotation, molecular function: microtubule severing ATPase activity; ATP hydrolysis activity; ATP binding. The transcript has 2 exons. The record is from RefSeq and is a predicted model, not a curated record. Bases 283 to 2439 code for a protein of 718 amino acids. NCBI's taxonomy places the organism in Eukaryota, Metazoa, Chordata, Lepidosauria, Squamata, Anolidae.